AUGUCAGUACCUAAGCUUGAAGAGGAGGUCAAUAAGUUAAACCUCGAUGCUGCGGAUCAAAAAAUCACACCAUGGGAAGUAGAAGGUGCCGUGGUUGAUGGAAAAGCUCAAGAUAUAGACUAUGAAAAAUUGAUUAAACAAUUCGGUACUAGACCUAUCACGCAAGAAACUUUGCAGAAGUUCAAAGACGUUACUGGACAUGAACCACAUCCAUUUUUAAAGAGAGGUGUGUUUUUCUCGGAAAGAGAUCUCACCAAAAUCUUGGGGUUGUAUGAACAUGGUGAAUCGUUCUUUUUAUAUACGGGUAGAGGACCUUCUUCAGACUCGAUGCAUUUAGGCCAUAUGGUGCCAUUUGUCUUUACCAAGUGGUUACAAGAUGUGUUCGAUGUUCCAUUAGUGAUCGAAUUAACUGAUGACGAAAAGUUCCUUUUCAAGCCAAAAUUGACAAUCGAUGAUGUGAAGGGCUUCUCCAAGGCUAAUGCCAAGGAUAUCAUCGCGGUUGGAUUCAAUCCUGAAAACACCUUUAUAUUUUCUGACUUGGAUUAUAUGAAUAGUGCAUUCUACGAAAAUGUUGUUAGAACAUCUAGACAAAUUACCACAUCAACUGCUAAGGCAGUCUUUGGAUUUCAAGAUUCCGAUUGUAUCGGAAAAGUUCAUUUCGCCAGUAUUCAAAUUGCAACAGCUUUCCCAUCAUCUUUCCCAGGUGUUUUGGAUUUACCUCCAAAGACUCCAUGUUUGAUCCCAUGUGCUAUUGAUCAAGAUCCAUAUUUCAGAGUGUGUCGUGAUGUUGCCGAUAAAUUAAAAUUCUCGAAACCAUCUUUAAUUCAUGCUAAGUUUUUCCCAGCUUUACAGGGUUCUUCCACUAAGAUGUCUGCUUCUGAUACCACUACUGCUAUUUUCAUGGGGGAUACUCAAAAGCAAAUCCAGAAAAAGAUUAAUAAGUACGCAUUUUCUGGUGGUAAAACUUCUGUCGAAGAACAUAGACAACAUGGUGGUGACCCUGAUAUCGAUGUUGCUUAUCAAUAUUUAUCGUUCUUCAGUUACGAUGACGAUAAGUUAGAAAAAUUGGCCAAGGACUACAGAUCUGGUGACCUUUUGUCUGGUGAAAUGAAGAAGGAAUGUAUCGACGUUAUCCAAAAUUUUGUUGCAGAAUACCAAGAGAGAAGAAGCAAGAUUACCCCAGAAAUUGUAGACUCAUUCAUGAAACCACAUAAACUAGUAUACGGUCAAAAGGAAAGAUUGGUCCCAGCUACCCCAAGAAAGUAG
Debaryomyces tyrocola is the source of this 1266-nucleotide messenger RNA. The record is from the annotation of a GenBank genome assembly. Lineage: Eukaryota; Fungi; Ascomycota; Pichiomycetes; Serinales; Debaryomycetaceae.